CAUCAAUGUCAAUAUUGUCAGUGAGUUGUCAAACGAAAUUGUCUAUUCCUUUUCCUGUAUAAAUUUGCCCUGAGAGAAGCAAAAUGGGUCGUUACUCUCGGGAACCAGAUAACCCAGCUAAGUCAUGCAAAGCUCGUGGCUCGAACCUUCGUGUUCACUUCAAGAACACCUAUGAAACAGCAAUGGCAAUUAGGAAACUGCCACUUCGCCGUGCUGUCCGUUACCUUAAAAAUGUUGUUGAGAAGAAGGAAUGCAUUCCUUUCCGGCGCUUCAACGGUGGCGUCGGUCGUUGUGCACAGGCUAAGCAAUUUGGAACCACACAGGGACGCUGGCCCAAGAAAUCUGCAGAGUUCCUUCUCCAGCUUUUGAGGAAUGCUGAAUCUAAUGCUGACUAUAAAGGUCUUGAUGUCGACAGGCUGGUCAUUGAUCACAUUCAGGUAAACCGCGCCCCCUGUCUACGCAGGCGUACGUAUCGCGCGCACGGUCGUAUCAACCCCUACAUGUCGUCUCCCUGCCACAUCGAGGUAUGCCUCAGCGAGCGGGAGGACGCCGUCGCCAGGGCAGCGCCCGCGGACGACGCGCCCGCCAAGAAGAAGUUGUCUAAGAAGAAGCUGGCUCGCCAAAAGGAAAAGAUGAUGAGAGAAUAGAUAUGUAAGGGUUAAUAAAUGACUUCAAAAAA
Molecule: messenger RNA, 679 nt
Organism: Chilo suppressalis (striped riceborer)
Lineage: Eukaryota; Metazoa; Arthropoda; Insecta; Lepidoptera; Crambidae
Source: the annotation of a GenBank genome assembly